This is a messenger RNA of Hibiscus syriacus, 1180 nucleotides long. Its product is annotated as extensin-2-like. The transcript has 2 exons. Lineage: Eukaryota; Viridiplantae; Streptophyta; Magnoliopsida; Malvales; Malvaceae. The record is from RefSeq and is a predicted model, not a curated record. Bases 1 to 996 code for a protein of 331 amino acids.
AUGGCCAAGCUUUGGCUACACUUAGCAUUUUCUUUGGCAUUGUGUUUGAUAAUAAACAAUGUAGCUGUCGACGUUGACCCUUAUCGUGCUCCACCACUUGAUAACUACGUGUCACCUCUACCUGCUCCAUAUGUUUACAAAUCACCACUGUCACCGCCUCUGUCGUAUGAGUACGAGUCGCCACCACCUCCUCUGUACGUGUAUAGCUCUCCUCCUCCGCCUCCAUAUGAGUACAAGUCUCCACCACCUCCUCCGUACGUGUACAACUCUCCUCCACCUCCUCCUCCUCCUUAUGUUUAUAAAUCACCUCCUCCACCUCCAUAUAAGUACAAGUCAUCUCCACCUCCUCCGUAUGUUUACAAAUCACCUCCUCCCCCUCCAUACGUCUACAAGUCUCCUCCUCCUCCUCCAUAUGAGUACAAGUCACCUCCUCCUCCUCCAUAUGUGUACAAGUCAUUGCCUCUACCUCCAUACGUGUACAAGUCUCCUCCUCUUCCUCCAUAUGUUCACAAGUCACCUCCUCUACCACCAUAUGUCUACAAGUCACCUCCACCCCCUCCAUACGUCUACAAGUCUCCUCCUCCAACUCCAUAUGAGUAUAAGUCACCUCCUCCUCCUCCUUAUGUUUAUGAAUCACCUCCUCCCCCUCCAUACAUGUACAAAUCACCGCCUCUACCUCCAUAUGUGUACAAGUCUCCUCCUCCUCCUCCAUAUAAGUACAAAUCACCACCUCCACCACCAUAUGUCUACAAGUCACCUUCUCCACCUCCAUAUGAGUACAAAUCACUACCACAUGUUAGAUUUGUCUAUUCCCCAACACCACCACCUCCAUAUAUUUACAAGUCACCUCCUCCGCCUUCAUAUGAAUACAAAUCACCACCACCUCCUCCGCCAUAUGUGUAUAAGUCGCCACUUCCUCCUCCAUAUUUUUACACGUCACCACCACCACCUCCAUACAUGUACAAUUCACCACCAUCUCCCCCCUAUUACAAGUAAACUUUGGUAUCUCCCUCCGUUAAAAGGUCACCGCCUCUUCCAUCUCAUCUCAUUUCACUUCCAACUUUCUACGGCCACCUUUAUCAUCACCUCCACCUCCUCCUCAAAUUUUCAAGUCUCUACCCCCACCAUCUAGAUUGCGUACGACAACGUAUUACUACAAUAGCAGUUUCUCUACUCAUCU